AAGUGCUGAUCGCGACAAAACCGACAGCAGCAGCGGUAGAGUUCACAGGAGGCGCAGGGCUUGAGGUGCUCGCGAUAAAAACCAUGCGUGUCAGACAUCUCCAGACUCAUUUGCAGGACCAAGGCCUGGUCUACACCGGGAAGCUGAAUGAAUUGCGGAACGUCCACGUGGGUGUGGACGCCGUCUUUUGGCUUCGGUCCAUUCAAGCCCUGAAGGAUCCCUUCGCUGAUGCCCUGGGUGGCAUCCCUCCAGGUAUGUUUGGCUUCGUGGACAAAGAGCUUGAUGCGUUCAAAGAGGCUGGCAUUACGCCCCUCUUUGUGUUCCAGGGCGUGGCACCAGGACCGCAGCACUCGAUGUUCGUGAGCCGAAUGGAUCACCAAAUGGAUAUGGCGUGGAACUACCUGGCACAGGGAGAGAAGUCUUCUGCCCAGAAGUGCUUUGCCGUGUCGACGAGUCGCAUCAAUGGUGACUUUGUGUAUUUCAUUUACCAUCACCUUAGAAAUCGGGGCUACGAAUGCUUGCAGGCGCCCUACUUCGCUGGGGCCCAGCUGGCACACUUUGCCGAGCAGGGCGUGGUGCAGACCAUUUUUGGUCCCCCCGGGCUUCUGCUCUAUGGUGUGAAGUCUGUGGUGAUUCAUCUCAACUUUGGACAGCAAGCCUUCGAUUGGGUGGACCUUGGAAGCGUGCUUGAGAAGUGGAGCUUAUCUUGGGACGAGUUUGUGGAUGCGUGCAUGCUGGCAGGCACAGAGUAUUGCUUGACGUAUCCGUACUUGAACCUAAGUACCUUCCAGCCUCAGCAGCAGCAAGCUCCGCGCUUCAACUUUGAUGCGGCAGUGUACAUCAUCAAACAGGCGCCGUUGAUUAAUUGGAUGCAGACCUUUCCCACUGACGACAUGCGCAGUGACCAUGUAGAUGGAUACUGUAUUUGCAAGGUCCUGGUGCAGAACAGUCCCGUGUUGCACCUGGGCGACCAUGCCAUCCGCCCCUUGGGCGCCUGCAAGCAGGGCGGCACGCCCCCGCCGGUUCCAAAUGAUUUUGCCUCAAUCAUGGGACAGAAGUUGCCCCCGCGACUUUACUAUUUGAUGCUUCAUGGCAUCAUCUCUCAUAAGUUGCCCCAAGCCUUAGCAAAGGGCGAAUGGACGGACAAGAGUCAACCCUUGGUGGACACGCAGCAAUUCCGGGACUUGCUGAACGAAGUGGCGGAAUAUCGCCAGGUGGCCCUUGGUUUGGUGGCGCAGCAUUUGCACAAGAGCUUCCACAACAAAAAGAUUCUAUGCAAAGCCUUCUGGGAACCCUCGCAGAUUCGUCAAGCCCUGGGCACGGAUGCCAACAUCCCCGCCGAAGCCCGCAUCAUUACGCCGUCCAUUGAGACGGGCUUGCGGUGGCAAAUCCGUGGCCAAGCGGUGAAGAGGGAGAUGGAACGACAAGGUGUCAAUAAGGUGGACUUCCGGUUUUGCUUGAACUGGCAUGCCCAUGAAUUUGAGACGGACGGUCCUCUGAUGAAGGGCAUCACCGAUUCUUCCUCGUACCCCACCUUCGAUGGGGAUUUGUGGUCCCUGAACGCCUUGGUUCACUUUAUCGUUUUAGAAAAGUUGGACCUCAUUAGUAGCGAGGAUGGAGGAGCCACAGUCCUGAGUGACGUGCUGAAGGACACACCCAGCAUAUUGACAGAGCCCUGCUUGACGGCGUUGGAGCUGAUGAAGUUCGGACAGCUGACGGGCGAACCGUUUGAGGCUGCGGAUGAGACGAAGCCCUUCCCGCAGGAGAUCAAGUACCCGAGCAAUGCGACGCUGCAACCACAGGAUAGGGACAAGGUCUGUGGCAUGCUUUUGCUUUGCCGCGUGAUGUCUUUGGUGCCCAUGCGUCUGAAGAACGUCAUGUGGGACAGCGACGUGGACUUCGACCUGGCCGCCUUUCACGCCUUGGUGCGCGCGCUGAAGCGCACCCUGCGGCAGCUGGUCGAGGCGUCCCUGGCGCACGUGCUGCUGCAGGACUUGAGCAAGGUGAAGAUUUUGCCUGCAGGCUUCAUGUCCGCCACUCCCAUCAAGGACCAGUAUCCCAGCACCCCAGCGGAGCUACCCACCUUCAUGCUUCCCAGAGCGUGUAUGGGCAUUUUGGUGAAAUUUUUCCUCGAGUACCAGGGCAAAGAUUUAGAGACCUUCAAGACGGACGUGACGAAGCGUUUUCCCUGCUGCGUGCAACCCAUUGAUGACCUCCAAUUGGCCUUCACCUUCUGGGGCGACGUGCGGCGUUGUGUGGACACCGUGGCGGACACCCUGGGCGCCGAAGACCUCAGUGAGGACAUGCGAAAGGCCAGCGAGAUCUUGCAAAAGCAGCGGCAGAGAUUGAAUCUCUGAGUCUGUCGAUCGGAUCCUGCGCAAGCGAGGACAAGCCUGGCCACCUUGGGACAUGGUCUAUUUAAGCUUCAACAAAGGUACCC
This is a messenger RNA of Cladocopium goreaui, 2440 nucleotides long. NCBI's taxonomy places the organism in Eukaryota, Dinophyceae, Suessiales, Symbiodiniaceae. The record is from the annotation of a GenBank genome assembly.